This is a messenger RNA of Cyprinodon tularosa, 2323 nucleotides long. RefSeq lists its product as uncharacterized. Lineage: Eukaryota; Metazoa; Chordata; Actinopteri; Cyprinodontiformes; Cyprinodontidae. The transcript is spliced from 2 exons. Gene Ontology annotation, molecular function: ubiquitin-protein transferase activity. Bases 36 to 1820 code for a protein of 594 amino acids. The record is from RefSeq and is a predicted model, not a curated record.
GUGCCCGAGGAGUCCCCAAAGAUUCUAUUUCAUUAAUGGAAAAGCAGAAGAUUGACUGUGAUGUCAUAGCGCUGAUGGAUCAUUCAACUCUGGCAAACUUCAUCCCCUCCUAUGGAGACCGAAUUGCCCUCUUCCAUUUCUGCAGCAGCAAAAGAUCAUCCUCGAAAAGAAAACGAGGAGUUCUGCAGAGGUUAAGUGAGGAAAUGAAAAACAAAGGGGAAAUUUCAACCGAGAACACUUCACCUGAACGAACAAGGCAGCGAAAGAAGCAAAAAGCAUCACGAAAUGUGGAGAUUGGAUGGAUCCAUAGUGAUGGGGAAGUACCCAAAGAGGUGAGAGCGAAGCAGGGAGGUGGCACUAGAAAAAUUCAGAUGGCCACUGAUGCCGGAUUAAAAGAUAUUCUUCAGGAAGGAAAGAAACUAUUUUUCCCUGAUGGCAUAUCACCUAAGGGACCUGAAACAGAUUUUGAAUUUGAGGUUUGGGACUUUAAACUGAACCACCUUACUGAAGACACCUGCCAGAGUAUUGGCACUAUGUAUGAAGCAGCGAGGCUGACAACUCUGCGCUUCUACAUUUCAACAAAGCUGAGAGAUCCCGAAGAAGAUGAAAGUCAGAAAUCUGAUGUCAUAUUUGUCUUGGAAAGCAAUAGCAGUGAAAUUAAUCCUUUGCAAGGGGUGGAACUCAGGAAGAGUUAUGUUGAAGUCCAACCUGAUUCAGACCUUUCAGAUGAUUCAGAAAUAACUUUCGGCCCCAAAUCUGAUGAUGAAGAAGAUUCAGCAGACACAAUAAUCUAUGAGGGUUCUCCUGCACCGCUCAAUCCAGCUAAUCCAGAGGAUGAAACAACAAUCACUGUACGUCACACUAACACUUUAAAUGACAUUAUUAGUGCUUUCUCUGAUGCUGAAAUUAUGAGAAAGACACUGAAAGUGAAGCGCAUACUUCCAGACAACAAAGAGGAAGCUGGUAGUGGAUCGGAAAUACUGAGAAAUGUACUCUCCUGCUUCUGGAAUGAAUUCUAUAAGCGAUGCACUCUUGGUACAACAGUCAAAGUGCCAUUCAUUCGCCAUGAUUUUACCGCUGAGAAAUGGAAGGCAGUUGGGCGAAUACUUUUGAAAGGAUACCACGACUGUCAAUAUUUUCCAAAUAAACUUGCAAUCCCCUUUCUUGAACAAGUGCUUUUCGGUGCUGUUAAAAGUGAUCUUCAAGGACACUUUCUGCAGUUUGUCAGCAGCCAAGAAUGUGAGGUUUUAAGAGAAGCAGUCAAGAACUUUUCUGCUGUUGACUUAGAUGAUCUUUUGGAAGUUCUUGAUAGUUAUAGCUGUAAAAAACAAAUAACUGCUGAGAAUCUUUACACCAUCAUAGAUGAAAUAGCACAUAAAGAGCUUGUCCAAAAACCAAUGUUCGUUAUUUGCUGCUGGCAGGAGGUCAUCAAUCCACAUCUUUCUAUUACUCCAGAGGCACUAAUUAAGUUGUUCUCUGACCUGCAACCAACACCAAGAAAAGUCUGCCAACUGCUGAAAUUUGCAGAGGAUUUGUCUCCCAUGCAAAAAAAAGUGGGGAACUAUCUCAAAAGAUUCAUCAAAGAGCUGGAUGACAUUAAAAUUCAUAAGUUUAUGCAAUACUGCACCGGAUCUGAUCUUAUAGUAAUAGAUAGUAUUUAUGUGGAAUUUCAAGAUAUGACAGAUUUCACAAGGCGACCAGUGGGACACACAUGUGGGAGCAUUCUACAAAUAGCUAACAGCUACGAAAACUUCCCUGACUUCCGUUCUGAAUUUAAUGCAGUUCUUGAAAGCAAUGUAUGGGUAAUGGAAAUUGUCUAGACUCACAAUGUAAACCACUACAUUUGAACUACUUAUGCAGACUACUGCAGGGCAGCAAAAAGACAAAGAUUAUACCUUUGAACUCAUAAAAAUGUCUCCUGUUCUAACAAAAAGGAUCAUUUACCCAUUUGUACCUGAAAACCAGUUUAGGCUCAAAUAUUCCAGUUUCUUUCAUUAUGCUUAUUUUCAGAUCCUAGAGUUGAAAUUGUCAAGAAUGAAUUAGUACACCGUUUAUUACUAUAACCAGAGCUGUCUUCACCAGAUCCAGGUUCUCCGGCUGCACGAUAGAAACCCUAAGCAGCAAAAAGAAAAGUAAUUACUAGAGCUCUAUAAAUUUUUAUGAAAAUUUUACUUUGUUUUCUUGACUAUACCAGAUUUUUUGUGACAGUUUGACACAAUCAGACUCUUUUAAGUAAGGAGUAAUAAUAAAUAAUCCAGGUUUAGUUUUCUUUACAUCUUAUCAAAUUGUUAGUUAAGGUAAGAUGAUGUAUCACAUUUCUUUU